AUGGCGGCCAAACCAAGAUCAGGGUGGAAUUUCUUGCAGCAGGCGGUCGCCUCUGUUGAGUCGAGGUUAGAUGACAUACUGGCCGAAGAAGGCGACCGCCCGAAAAGGACGAACACACCUCCCCACACCAAGAAGCCGUCCUCAGAUCUCUCACGGAGCAACAGCAACGCCUCCGGCACGAAUGACCGACUUCAGGAACGUCUCGCCCGGGCGAUGGCCAAGAAGAGCCCAAGUCGAACCGAAAGCCCGGUGCCUUCUCAAGAUGUAUCGGCGGACCCGGUAUCUACGGGGGCAGAUCUCUCUACCGCCGCAGAUGAAGCGGAAGCCGGAACAGACACAUCCCAACUCUUCCGACAGGAUAUCAAAGACGAGGUUGACGACGGCAGUCAGGUCAUAGCUAGUGGGGGACCUCCACAAGAGGAAGAAACCGCUGUUCUGCAGGGGAAAGAAAGAGCUGUCGCAGCAAUUACGCUACAGUCAGAUGGCGAUACAUCACGAGCUUCCACAGACGCUACGCGAGAGAGCCAGCCGAUCUCAACUAGGCCGUCGCGAGAUAUACCAAGAUCGAGCGUAGACAGCCAGACAAGACAGAGUGCAGCGGAGGUCCUGGAGGCACAAGCAGAAAUGAACGUCUAUCUUGAGCGCAUAGAUGCUCUGAGGAGGGACCUGCAAACGUUGGUUGACAGUGUCUCCGAUUCUGCCCGUAACAGUGCCGAGACUGCAAAGCAGGCCGCUUAUGCCGCCGAGCCUGGGAGCCUGGAGCAGAAGAUCUCCCAGAAGGACGAGAAGAUAGCUCUUCUUAUCGAGGAGGGUACACGAUGGUCAAAGACCGAGAUAGAGCUUCGGGGUACGAUCAAGAAAAUUCGAGCACAGGCGACCGCCCACGCCAAAGAACAGGAGGUAUCCAAAUCCCGCGCAGAAAAGGCUGAAAAGGCUUUCAGGGCAAUGGAAGAUCGGGCAAAAAGAGCGGAAGCUGCAAAUAAGCGCCUGGAGCAGAAUCUGUCGCUGAGCUCAGCCACGACGAAAGAGAUUGAGGCCGUGAGGAAAGAGCGCGACGCAUUGAACGCGACUCUGGCGGACAUGAAAACCCAGCUGUCGAAGGCGAAUGCAAGAGCGGAAGCAGCUGAGACCAAGGCACAAUCCGAUCAGUUGGACAGGGAGAGGAAACGGGUAGCAGAACUACAAGAUGACCUAACUAGCGCCAAAGUCGAAAGACAAAUCUUGGAAGAAAAAUUGCGUCGAGAGAUCAAGGAUCUUCAGGCAGCCUUGGAAGCGGAGAAGGGGCAAGCGCGCGCCAUGGAGUCUGAAAUGCUCAGCGAGCAGGCGGCUCUCGAAAGCAAGCUCGAAUCGUUCCGGAUUCGGGCUGAAGAAGCAUCCUCAGCGGAUAUUGGUCACACACAGGCCAAGCUACUUCGGCAGAUUGAGACGCUACAGAACCAAUACGCCGCGGCGAGCCAGAACUGGCAAGGCAUCGAGACCUCGCUCCUGGGUAGAAUCACCAACCUUGAAAAGGAGCGUGAUGAAGUCGUUUCGAGGGAUGCAGAGCUGCGGAAGAAGUCGCGAGACACGAUGCUCAAGCUCAAGAAUGCGGAAAGAGAGCUGGACAGCCUGCGGAACAAGUAUGCUGACAUGGACAAAUCAUUGGCAGAUGCCAAUGAAGAAGUACAACGAUUGCAGAGGAAGACGACCCAGCUUGAAAAGGAGCUUGCGGAGGCCCUGAAAGAUCUCGAGACGCAGAAGCAGACUGCGGAGCGGGAAAUGCUACGCAGGAUCGACGAGGAGAAGUCCAAGUGGACGGCAAAUCUUCAUAUUCCACGCACCGAAUCUCCUGCGGCGUCACUGCGUAAGAACUCGGGUCUAGGAUUUGACAUGAGUCAUCUGAUGAGCCCCGUUCAAUUCGAGCGACCAACGAGUCGACGCUCCUCCGUCAUGCCCAACACAUUUGGCUCGAAUACUCCGCCUCGUCAACAAUCCACCACUUCUUUCCGCGGUUUGGUGAACGGGUCGACUACUGAGACGCCGUCCGUUGUAACAUCCAUGGACCACGACGAAUACUUUGCUAAUGUACCGCCGACUCCCCUGACAACAAGCCACCACUCUCAAAGGGGCGUCGUCAACGAUCUGAUAUCCACUUCCACUGUUGGUGCGGGUCCUUCAGUACAGCUAGUGGAACGCAUGUCGGCCAAUGUACGGCGCCUGGAAAGCGAAAAGGCUGCGUCCAAGGAUGAGCUUGCGCGCCUUACCACCCAGCGCGACGAGGCCCGGCAGGAAGUGGUAAGCUUGAUGCGCGAAGCCGAGGAAAAGCGCAAGAUCGAGGAGCGCCUGAGGGCCUUAGAGAAGGAGCACGCCAGUUUAAGCCAGCGACACCAGACCACUCUAGAGCUGUUGGGCGAGAAGAGCGAGCAGGUGGAGGAGCUCAAGGCCGACAUCCUCGACGUGAAGCAGAUGUAUCGGCGGUUGGCGGAUACCAUGAAAUGA
Messenger RNA from Cladophialophora yegresii CBS 114405, 2478 nucleotides. RefSeq lists its product as uncharacterized. The transcript has a single exon. NCBI's taxonomy places the organism in Eukaryota, Fungi, Ascomycota, Eurotiomycetes, Chaetothyriales, Herpotrichiellaceae. The record is from RefSeq and is a predicted model, not a curated record. The coding region runs from base 1 to 2478 and encodes 825 amino acids. Gene Ontology annotation, cellular component: Golgi apparatus; endoplasmic reticulum.